CAGAAGACAAUUUGAAAUUGUGGCAGUUCCUUAGUGUGUCAUGGAUGGCACCGCUCAUCUCCAUUGGGAAGAAAAGACGAUUGGACGAGGACGACGUCUGGUUCCUUGGCUUCGAAUUUCAACAUCGCAGGUUACAUGAGAAGUUUCGUCGACUUAAAGGCUCAGUGAUUGGUCGUCUGCUUCGUGCGAAUGGGAUUGAUCUAGUGAUUGUUUCCACCAUUGCAAUUGUGAUGAUGAUAUGCGACUUUGCGACUCCAAUCUUGUUGCAGCAACUCCUUCAAGCCAUGCAGGACAUGAGCUCAGGGAAACGUCCUGCCAUGACCUAUGCGCUGGUCACUCUCGUCCUUCGUGUGGUUGCGGCACAAUCGCAAGUACUCAACCUUUGGUUUGGUAGACGAUGCUACGAAAGAAGCAGAGGGGAGAUGAUCAUGAUGGUCUACGAGAAGGCACUCUCCAGGAAGAACGUUUUUGACCCCCAGUCAGAACAAAAGGAUGAAGGGGCCGCAAACGGAGAGCUUGCCGAAGAAGAUGCUGACGAUGAAGCGGAGAUUCCCAAGCGAAAGAAACUUUGUGGGAUAUUCUCUGGGCGCCGGCAAACCACAAAAAAGCCGGCUAAAACGGCUGCCUCGAUGGGCAAGAUUUUCAAUUUGCUCCGUGGUGAUGUCUAUGAAGUCGCCCAGCGGUUUUGGGAAGUCGACUCCUUGAUUGACAAACCUCUGGGACUUGUCAUUGCAAUCGUGCUUGUUUGGAAGCUGUUUGGGCCAUCAUGCUUCCUGGGGAUCCUAGCAAUCCUGGUUGCUCAGGUGUUGAACGCCGUCAUUACUCGCACCCUUCUCCGUUGGGAGCGAGUGCGGAGACUCGCAACAGAUGCCAGACUUCAGAUAACCUCUCAGUUUGUCGAAGCGCUUCGUCACCUGCGUUGGUAUGGCUGGCAGGAUCACUGGUACCGGCAGGUUAUGGAUGCUAGGCAGUCGGAGCUGAACCUUCGUAUCAUCACCAACCUGUGGAGCAUCCUGAUUCGUUUCGUGAACACUUUUGCUAGCGGGGUGUUUCCUGUAGUUGCCCUCUAUGCCUACACACUUCUGGCCCGUCAUCCUCUGCGCAUUGAUAUAAUCUUCCCUGCCUUGCAGCUAUUUACUAUGCUAGAGACCCGUCUUAGGGAUAUCCCUGGCCUCAUAACGGUACUGAUCAAUGCAUCUAUCGCCGUCGAAAGAAUUGAGGACUUCAUGGCCGAGCCGAAUAAGGAGACACCUGCCACCGAACCCGCCGACUCUGCUUCCAUUCAGCUACAACAUUGCUCAUAUGCUUGGCCUGGUCGAGUCGUCCCGGUGCUCUCAGAUAUCAAUUUGACGAUAACCAAGGGUCUGACUGUCGUUUCUGGUAAGGUAGGGGCCGGCAAAACGGCUCUACUUCAAGCGCUACUCGGCGAGCUGGACAGAAUUGGCGGCUCCGCUGAGAUCCCUAAUGAGAUGGUGGGCUAUUGUGCUCAAACACCCUGGCUCCAGAGCAUGAGCAUCCGAGACAACAUCCUUUUCUCCUCGCCAUAUGAUGAGCAAAGGUACCAGAAAGUUUUGGAUGCAUGUGCUUUGCUUCCUGAUCUCGAGAAUUUCGAGCAUGGAGACCUCUCUUUUGUGGGUGAGAAUGGUAUAGGCCUUUCUGGCGGCCAGAAAGCUCGCGUCGCGCUGGCGCGAGCACUUUAUAGUACCGCUAGGAUUUUAUUGCUUGACGACCCAAUCUCUGCUCUUGAUCACAACACUGCUGAGACCGUGGUUCGAAAGUGCUUUACGGGUCCUCUGAUGCAGGACCGCGUCGUUGUUCUAGUUACGCAUCGUACGGCGCUGGUCAGUCAUAUCGCAGAUCAAAUAGUCCAUAUUGAAGAUGGCCGGGCUACAAUUCACGGUAAACAGGCUGUGUCUAUGGAUUCGGCCACUGAUGAAGGUGUCCAAUCCUUAGCAAAGUCAGCCGAGGCCCAAAGUGAGAUUCAAGGCGCUCUUCGAGAGGCUGCGGCUUCUGCCCCGACAAAGUUUAUGGAUGAAGAGCACCGUGCGGAAUGGGGUGUGCAAGCCCGAGUCUAUUGGAACUACAUCAGGGCUGGAAAAUACAGAUGGUGGAUCUCACUAGUAUUUAUCUUGGCCAUCUACCGAUUGACAUCGGUAGGACAAUCGUGGUUCCUAAAGGAGUGGGGCAGAUAUUCCGCAGGGCAAUGGGUUAUACCGUAUGGGUGGUCCCAGGUGUUCCAUUGGGACCAAAGCGAUCCCCUGGAGAAAUUGCCAGCGCCAUUCGAUGAUGUACGUCCUUGGCUUCUGGCCUUCUUUGUGAUAACGACGUUCCAAUCGGCCAUGCUUCUGUUUGCACAACUUCUGAUGCUGGUCAUCGUCUACUGUGCAGGCAAGAAGCUCUUUCACGAGGUCAUGGUUCGAGUAAGCCAUGCAACAUUCCGCUUCUUCGAUGUCACUCCUAUCGGCCGGUUGAUGAACCGACUGACAUCGGAUAUCGGAGUGGUCGACGGUAAUAUUAGUGAACAAUUCCAGGCUAUCGCUUUCCAAGCCAUCACCUGGAUCUCCUCGAUUGUGGUGAUCGCGUCGGUAACACCGGCAUUUCUUGGAUUCUCCUUCGCUCUCACUGCGGCAUUCAUUUUCACGUUUCUUCAAUUUCUGCCAACAUCCCAAAGCUUGCGGCGUCUUGAGAUGGUGUCCCUUAGUCCUUUGAUCUCAAAUUUUGGCGAGCUCUUGCAUGGUCUCACGACUGUUCGUGCGUUCCACGCGGAAAAACGCUUCCAAAACAGAGUCAUUGCGGUGGUAGAUAAAUUCCAGGGCAUGGAUCAUUUCUACUGGUCGCUUCAAAGCUGGCUAAUGUAUCGAUUCGAGACACUGUCAGCUGCGUCCACGUUUUGCCUCACCGUUCUGGCAUUAUACACCGAUGUCACUCCAGGUCUGGCGGCAUUUGUACUGAUAGCCGCCAAUAACUUUGUUACAUCCACUCAUGCUUUGUGCAAACAAUAUGGACAGCUACAAAUGGAUUUUGUCUCGGUUGAGCGGAUUGAUGAGCUGCUUCAUAUUGAGCAGGAGAAUCCAGGGACUAUUGAGCCCCCAGCGUCGUGGCCGCGGUUCGGGCAGGACAUCACAUUCGAAGACGUUACCAUUCGUUACGCACCGCACCUGGAGCCUUCACUCCGCAACAUUUCUCUUAGAAUCCCCGGGGGAUCUACGACGGCCAUCAUAGGCAGAACAGGAAGUGGCAAGUCCACGCUAGCUGUCUCAUUGCUCAGUGUUAUUCGCCCUGAAUCAGGCCGGAUCGUCGUCGACGGCAUCGAUAUCGCCCAAGUCAAUACGCAAGCGCUCCGAACCCGCGUCACAUUCGUUGCUCAAGAUCCUGUUCUCUUCCCUGGCAGCAUCCGGUUGAAUCUCGAUCCAACCGGUGAAUACUCGGACGAGGAGUGUGCAGAUGUGCUGAAGCGUGUCUGUAGUCGGCAUGGCUGGAAUUUGCAGACGCACGUCGAAGCCGGUGGCCGCAACCUCAGCCAGGGCGAGCGGCAGCUGAUCGGUCUCACGCGGGCUGUCUUGCGUCACAGUCCGAUUGUCAUUCUCGACGAGGCUACCGCGUCUAUCGACCAUGAAAGCUCCCUUGAGAUUCAGCAGGUCAUAAGGGAGGAACUACGGGAGUCGACCGUCAUCACCAUUGCGCACCGGUUGGAAGCAAUCAAGGAUGCGGAUUACUACGUCGUCCUAGAUCAGGGACGGGUAUCAAAGCAUGGCUAUGUCAAUGAUAAAGGUACUUCUCAGAUACAGUCAUAGAUAGAAAGAUUAGAAAAUCUACUAGA
Aspergillus novofumigatus IBT 16806 is the source of this 3820-nucleotide messenger RNA. Its product is annotated as putative ABC bile acid transporter. Gene Ontology annotation, cellular component: membrane; fungal-type vacuole. The transcript is spliced from 3 exons. The record is from RefSeq and is a predicted model, not a curated record. Gene Ontology annotation, molecular function: ATP hydrolysis activity; ABC-type peptide transporter activity; ATP binding. Bases 45 to 3794 code for a protein of 1249 amino acids. Gene Ontology annotation, biological process: transmembrane transport. NCBI's taxonomy places the organism in Eukaryota, Fungi, Ascomycota, Eurotiomycetes, Eurotiales, Aspergillaceae.